Molecule: messenger RNA, 13847 nt
Organism: Aedes aegypti (yellow fever mosquito)
Lineage: Eukaryota; Metazoa; Arthropoda; Insecta; Diptera; Culicidae
Gene: Dora
Product: zinc finger SWIM domain-containing protein 8
Exons: 6
Coding region: 2010-6725 (1571 amino acids)
Cellular component (GO): Cul2-RING ubiquitin ligase complex
Source: RefSeq, a predicted model, not a curated record
GGAUUUGGUCUGCGACGGGGUGUAAUUUCAUUGACAAAGGAGAUUGAUGCUUUCUGGUUGGCUGGCUGGUCGACGACUGCCUGCCUGGCCUGCUUCGUUCGUUUUCGUAACUUGUUCGCUAGCUCGGCCAUUAUUGUUGUCGCGUAUCGUCGUCCUCUUGCGUAUCGGAUCCAAUUGCAGUCCGAAAAUCGAGUGGAAAUUUGGUGUUUUUAUCAGUGAAAUUUGCUGCCAAAGUGUCCGGGAAGAGUGCGCGAACCGGGAUUACGUCGGUUGAACAUCGUUCUGGCCACUUUCGGCGCCGUUUGGCCGCGGAAAGUUGAGGAGACACGGAGAGGCCACCAUCAGCAGCAUCGAACUGUGUGUAUUGUCCUCUAUAAUACGUGCGAGACAAAAAAAAAUCUGGUGGUUAUUUUUUUUUUUUUCAUGUAAAGAUCUGAGACAUCUCGAGGCUAUGGCUUUAGCAAUAGUUUUGUGUCUAACGUUGGUGUCUGCCAAUAUCAAUCGUAACAAGGAAUCUCCGAAGUCGGGCUCAUGAAGAAGUGCUAAAGUGCGUAGUCCCAGAAGUGAAGAAGAAAAUAGUGCCAGUCAGUGUUUUAAUUACCUACACCUACUCCUCCUAGAAGACAAUUUUGCUUUAUGGAAGAAAGCGGAAAAACUUUUUCGUCUGAGCCUCAGUGAAGAUCCCCAAGAUUUCCUAAAUAUUCGGAAAGGUGAAAUCGAUUUGUGUGUGAGUGUGUUUGAAUCUGCCCCCCUCUCGCUUCUCGACAUCAGUGUUGUAUCUGUUCUAUUCGGGGAUUGUGCAAGAAGGUUAUCGAUCAGCGUAGACGAAGCUGGCAAACGCUUCGAACGCUGCUGGGGGUGGCCCUGAGAGGCCACCACAGCGGGAGCAAGCGCAACAACAUCAGGAACAGCAAAACAAUAACCGAGAAGCAUCAGCUGCUGGUGGUGGGCCCAGCAACAAUCAAAAUGCCCCACCGGAAGCAGCAGGGGCAGCGGCUGGUGGUGGGGCCGGGGGUGGCCCACAAGAGUGGAAUGCUAACAACGCAGGUAACAACGGUGGCAAUAACAACAACGGCCACCAGAAUCAGAACCAGAACAACCAACAGAAUGUGAAUGCAAACGCGAACAAUGAAGAGUGUGAUCGGUUCAGUUUCGAAGAUUCGGACCGGUUCGAGGAAGAUUCCUUGUGCAGCUGGAGCUCGGAACCGGAAAGUGUGUGUAAUAAUUGGCGCGGGUGGAAAAAACCUACCGGGACGUCAAUCAUAUUCGGGUUCAAUGGGAACCGUCGAGCUAACGAUGGAGAUGUAACUACAUUAACCGAGCUUGCGGCACGUUGUGUGGCUUCGUACAUACCCUUCGAACUAGUGGAACACGUCUACCCUCCAGUACCAGAGCAACUGCAGCUGCGGAUAGCAUACUGGAGCUUUCCCGACAAUGAGGAAGACAUUCGGUUAUACUCGUGUUUGGCCAACAGCUCUGCCGAUGAAUUCCAUCGGGGAGAGCAGCUGUUCAAAAAUAGGGCCGUUAAGGAUCCUUUACAGAUUGGGUUUCACUUAUCGGCCACCGUAGUAGUGACGCAGCCUAGGAAUCAAUACAAUGUGGCCGUGACAUUCGAUCGGCGGAGGAUAUCAUCCUGUAGUUGCACUUGCUUACCGGCAGCAUAUUGGUGUUCACACGUGGUCGCCGUUUGUUUGCAUAGAAUUCAUUGUCCUACAAAAGUAAGUCUUCGCGCACCCGUUUCGGAAUCACUAUCUAGACUGCAACGAGAUCAAUUGCAGAAGUUUGCUCAAUAUUUGAUCAGCGAACUGUCGCAGCAAAUUCUUCCUAUUGCACAACGUCUACUCGAUGAACUGCUCAGCUCUCAACCGACAACUAUCAAUACCGUUUGUGGCGCUCCCGAUCCGACCGCUGGAGCAUCGGUUAAUGAUCAGACAAAUUGGUAUUUGGACGACAAAACGUUACACGACAACAUAAAAAAGAUACUCAUUAAGUUCUGCUUACCAACGCCCAUGGUAUUCAGCGAUGUAAAUUAUUUAACUAAUUCGGCGCCUCCGGCUGCCGCUGAAUGGAGUUCUCUACUGCGUCCAUUGCGAGGGAGGGAACCGGAAGGCAUGUGGAAUUUACUUUCUAUCGUGAGGGAGAUGUACAGACGAUGUGAUCGUAAUGCGGUCCGGUUAUUGGAAGUUAUUACGGAGGAAGUUAUGGCAUGCGAUCAAAUUUUGGUUUGGUGGUUCAAUAUCAAACUAGCAUUGUUGGUGGGUUCAAAUGGUCAUGGAGGGGGAAAGCACAGUAAUACGCAUUCCAAUUCAAAUGCAACACAACAUGCGUGUGCUUCAUUGUGCGAUGAAAUUGUGGUUUUGUGGAGGUUGGCUUCGUUGAACCCUGGUCUGGCCCCAGAUGAACGAGACAUGCUACAUGCACAAUUCACUACAUGGCACUUGAAAAUACUAGACAGGGUUGCGAAGAACAUGGUAGCUUCUUCAUCACAUAGCAGUAAACAGCAGCAAAAUUUAAGGAACGAUGCCGAAUUGUUUGCGGGAUUCAAACCGGCAAUAGAAGCAUGCUAUCUGGAUUGGGAAGAUUAUCCCAUCGAUGGCAUAACACACACGCAGGACACGAAUCCUAUGUAUCAUUGUCCGUUUACGUGUUUUAAGCAAAAUAGUGAAUCAAAGGCUGAAUCUAGUUUAGGGCAGGUUAACUCGAGUCAAGCGGUAUUGCAGAAUAAUGUUAAACAAUUCCAACAAAUGCCACAUCACCAUCAUCACUUUAGUCAUCAUCACCAUCAUCAUCACGGUCACACGACUCACCAUAGUAGUGCGGUGCUUGCAUCAGCUUCCUCCAGUUCUGGCGCUGGAACUUCCACAAGUGGUGGAAUUAUGGUAGGAAGUAGCACCUGUAAUACAGCAGCCGGUUCAAGUGGGAACGCUGGUAAAUCUCAUCACCGGAGGGAAUAUCGUCAUCGGGAACGAUGUUAUGGAUCAAGCAACAGCAGUAGUGACAGUGUUCCGGAUCGCUUGAAUGAAGCGGCAAGUAGUUCAAAGAUAGAUCAGCAUCUGUCUACAACCGCGACAACAAAUAACGGUGGAGGCAAUCGGUCAAGCGUCAGCAGCGAAGGAUUUUGCGAAAAUGACGACGAUGUCAAUGGCCUGGACGAUUUGACUGCUCCUGGUCCUAGUAAGAAGAUUGAAAAUAUAAUCGAUUCGUCUAACAGCUCAUCAUCGAGUGCGGAAGAUAGUGCUGGCAAAAGUUCAAACAUGCCAUCGGAUAGUAGCGAUGCCAAUAGUAUUUUAAACGAUAUGAAUAACUAUGACAUCUCUGGUAACAUCAAACUGUACGAGGUGUAUAAUCAAGAACCCCAGCCCGGAACGUCGAGUUCAACAUGUUCUUCGUCACCCUCGACGGCCACCACGGCUACAAAGAUUGUUCCAACCGAACUUAAUCGAACUAGUGCCAACAAAUCCCAAAGUGAUGUAGAAAAGCAGAAUAUCGAUAAAGCAUCAACUUCUACCGUACUCAAGGACGUCCUGGAUCCAGAAUCGGAUACAAAUGAACGUCGUCCAUCCAAGGACGAAAGUCUAUCGAGUUCCGAUAGCCAACCAAACAUCGACGAGUACAACAUGUACUACUACGAUUCGAAACAAGCUCAAGCACAGCACCAGCAGGAACAACAGCAAAAGCAACGGCAACCACAAGAAGCGAAACAACAACCCCAACAAGUAUUCUCCAAUCUGAAGCCCACAGAAGAUGCUUGGGAUAUAUUGUUUGCUCGUGCGGAAGGACUUCAUGCGCAUGGGCAUGGACGGGAAGCAUGUAUCUUGGGUGUUCGGUUAGCAGAAGAAAUGCUAGCCAAUCCUCCCAAUCUGAUGAUAGAGCUCCCUCCUCCACCGAAAAAGAAAGGCAAAAAACACAACAUUAAUCCCAUUUCGCAUCAACUUAGUGUGCUCGCUUCGGCUACCUUGGCGAAAUGCGCUUUCUUGUGUACAGUCCUAGCGGAAAAUUCCGAACACUAUCAUCUAGCAUUUCGCGUAUGCUUGUUCGGAUUGGAAAUGUCACGUCCCCCAGCGAGCACCAAACCACUGGAGGUUAAGCUAGCAAAUCAGGAAUCAGAUCUGCUCGCACUGUUGAAGCGUAUUCCUUUGGGGCAUCCUGAACUCAAGAUCAUCCGGGAAAGAGCCGAAGCUUUACGCGAUGGUACGCUCAAAUCACGUGGCGAAGCAUUGUUGCCUAUAAUGUUGGCAAGUUUCAUUUUUGAUGCACUCGUAAUGCCGAGUAUCAUCGGAAGAGAAAAUCGAAUGAAAGUUAUGAGUCAAUCUUUCAGAUUGCCUACGGAUGAAAAUCUAGGAUUCGAAGCAGCGGUUGCUGCGCUAGGUCUAAAAGCUAAUGUUUCAGAAGCGGAACAUCCGUUACUUUGUGAAGGAACUCGUCGUCAAAGAGGCGAUCUUGCCCUAACCCUCCUGUCAUAUUAUAAGGAUGAACCGCGAAAAAUUGGUCGCGUCAUGGAGAAAUUGUUGGAUCGUGAAAUACAUUCUCUCAUCAAAACUCCUCUUCUACCGUCGUAUUACUCAAAUAAUCCACCAACACGUAGUCAGACAUCACAGAUGCGAAUGGAGGAGUACGAAUCCAACAAUCAACAAAUGUACGCAGGAAACGAUCUUCAACAACCACACCAUGCUGGAUUGCCGCAAAAUGAAUUCAUGGUUAAUAGCCGUCCUCAAAGCAGUACUAGUGCUGAAGUUGAAAUCGGCAUGGGAGGUCUUAAUCUAGGACAGCCGCAACAAAUGCCGGCAGGUCCUGCACCUGGACCAUCGAAUACGCAACCCAUAAUAUCGGGACCUCCUGGAAGCGUUGCUGGGUCAGUUUCGACUACAACUACUCGCUCUAAAGAUUCACGCUACAAAGGGAAACGGGCCUAUCCAUCUAUUCCUAACCAACCGUCUGAGGCAAGCGCACACUUCAUGUUCGAGUUGGCCAAAAACGUUCUCACUAAAGCUGGUGGUACUUCGUCCACUUCGUUGUUCACACAAGCUUCAACGAAUCAAAAUCAUCAAGGUCCCCAUCGGGGGUUGCACAUGUGUGCUUUCCAACUUGGGUUGUAUGCACUUGGUCUACACAACUGUGUCAGUCCUAACUGGCUCUCUAGAACCUAUUCGUCCCAUGUUUCGUGGAUUAUCGGACAAGCUAUGGACAUAGGUGCUCCAGCCAUAUCGUUUUUGAUCGACACAUGGGAGGGUCAUCUGACUCCACCGGAAGCAGCCGGCAUGGCGGAUAGAGCUUCCUCUAGAGGCUGGGAUAGCAACAUGGUGAACCCGGCUGCUGAGCUAGCGCUUUCUGUAUUGCCUCACGCAGCGGCUUUGAAUCCCAAUGAAAUCCAACGUGCGAUUCUGCAAUGUAAAGAGCAAAGCGAUAGAAUGCUUGAACGCGCUUGUCUCACUGUAGAAAAUGCAGCAAAAGGAGGUGGUGUAUAUCCGGAAGUUCUGUUUCAAGUCGCUCGUUAUUGGUAUGAACUGUAUUUGAGGAACACCCCUGGAGGAGAGAUGGAGCCGAAUGAACAGCAUGAUUAUUUCAAUGUGAAUAUCAUGUCCUUGAUGGAUUCCGGAGAUAUUCAACAGCAGGCUCAACCUCCUCCUCCGGCUAAUCAGCCCGUAGUAGUUAGUGCUACUCCACCCCAACCGUAUCAACAGACGGUCACCACAUUGGCUCCUAUUGGUUUGGCACCAUACGGGCCUUACAGUUUCCCAUGUCAAGGAAUAUAUCAUCAGAACAUUCCCUACCACGCCAAUCAAAUGCAGAUGUAUAUAUCAACUCCACCUCAAUUCCAAUAUCCUCCACCGCCAGCGCAUAGUAAUCCUCCGCAGCAACAACCAGGAGGAUAUCAGCAGCCACUUAAUACAAGCUAUCAACCUAUUCAGCCUCAUCCGCCGGUGCCCCCACAAGGAUACAACCCGCAGCAGUAUCCUCAAGUUCCUGUUCAAGUUCAGGUACCGCCUCCACCACCAAACCAGCAACAAAUGCAGCAGAAUCUGCAAUACUAUGGACCACAGGCCGUCUCUAUGCAACAGCCUCCUCAACCACAACAACCACCACCACCUCGUCCGCAACCCGGACACGGUUAUCCACCGUACGCGGUCCCUCCAACUACGCCUCCCGUUCGGCAACGUCAUCCCCAUCAAUUCACUCCAACGCAGCUGCGAUACUUGUUGGCGGCUUACAAUGCCGGUAUGCUUGCUCUGGAAACCCUCGCUCGGAGGGUUCAUGACGAUAGGCCACAAGCCAAGUACGCCCGUAAUCCACCCUACGGAGAAGAUGUUAAAUGGCUACUCCGCAUCUCGAAACGGCUGGGCACCCAGUAUCUGCAUCAAUUUUGCGUCUGUGCCGUAAACUCGAUCGUUUCGCCUUUUGUGCUACAUGAAGUGGCCAUCGAAUCGGCUCACUAUCUCGCGCGUAACAAUCCGGCCCUGGUGAUGCAACAUCUCCGUUCGGCGCUAGCACCGCUCAUGCAAAAAUGUCAGCAAAUGUACAUUCAAUGUAUUCAUCAAAAGUUGUACCACCUAACUGUGGCGGAUUACGAAGAAUUUACCAGCACUAUCCUGUCGGCACGGAAUGCAUUCCAGAUUACACCGGAAGGUAGCGCGCAGUUCAAAGACUGGUUACAAUCGAUAAAACGUUCUAAAUCCUGCAAGAAAGAGCUUUGGACACAGAUCAACGCCGCGCUCAAUUCUAAAUGACAACGACUAGAAUCGAUCGGUUCCGAAUUGAAUAGCCUUUCUUCGGCUACCGGUAAUGCUCCAAAUUCCUCAACCGCAUCUGCGGCUCUCGCAGGCUCGGUAAACUCGACAUCAACACCACCGCUCGCUUUGUCAGCAGCGACUGGUUCCUCGUCUGCACCACAAAUUCAGCAACAGACACUAGGUUCCGGUAAUUCCAGCCGAUCAAUUCUAGACGAAGAAGGUUUAUUGAAACCACCUACAGUAAAUGUGGCACCAAAUACGGCGCCAGCUGCUACUUUACCGCCUACCGCUUCAGCAGCUAUAUCAGCUGCUGCAGUAGCUGCUGCCACCACAGGAACGCUGGCUACCAUGAAGCAUCUUGGGCAAAGCUCAUCUAUCAAUCACAGAAGCAACAACAGCCUAAUUCAACCACAACAUCAACAGAGCCAAAGGCUUCAUCAGUCUAAUGUCCUAUCGCAAUCUGUAGUUCAUGCCGCUUCGCAGUCUUCAUCAGGAUCAAUGGUCCCCCAUCAAGGCCCUACAGGGCCAUCAACUCAACAUCCGCAUCCUUCUUCGGUGGGUCCAUCACCUUCUUUCCAUCAUAUGCAGCCUGCUGCUAUUCCACCAGCGUCAAUUCCGCCUUCCGCCGGUGCACCGAAUUAUCACCACCACCAUCAUCACCAUCACCAUCAGGCAGCGGCCAUGUUGACCCUGGCCGUUAGCAAUCCACCAGCGCCAAUGCCCCUCCAACAUCAUCAGCAGAACAUAAACCUAAACGUGAAUCAUCAUCUGAUCUCGGCGCCUAUCGUGGUCGACUUCUCCAAUAUGACCGUGAACUGUGUUCAACUGGGACAGGAAAAUCAGCAACAUCUCCAGCAACAGCCGCCGUCGCUCGUAGGUACGGGUCACAAUGUCGGUCCCAUGGGCAACAAUGGUGGGAGCAUUGUGCCCGGCAGCACCGGUGGAAGAUUGAAGUAAGAGGGAUAGGGAACUAGCUCACGGUGAGAAUAAAAGACAAGUUCGGGCAUAUUUGAGAAUGGUAAGUAAGGUAGAAGUGGAUUUUAACAUGUAUUUUGGACUAAUUUGAUUCCGUCUUGUUAAUUUCCUUUUUAAAUUGAUGGCGGUGUCUUAGUCCCGAGGUUUUUAUUAUUUAUGUGCUCUCGUUUGAUAUUUGAGAGAGAUGUUCCGAAUCUUACCCAGGAUAUCGUUACACCUGAAUAAUCCGUUAUCCUGCAAACAGUUUCUAACUGCAAGUGUGCUAAGUGCAACUGCUUCAAAAUUAUCGAACCGUUGUAAGCUAAAUUAUCCCAAGUAAUCAUUAUUCACAAAUAAUUAGCCCUAAAUCAGCAUCAGAAAUGUAUUUUUACGAAUGCGGAUAAGCCUAAUAACAGCAUUUCUACCACAAAGGAACUUCAUCAUUGCAUCAUGCUUCUGAUGCAUACUGACCUUAAAUCAACACUAUAUUGCCUCUUAAUGCGCAUACAGGGCACAAUAUCUAUGCCAUUCUUAUUACAAUCGCAUACUUUAUAAUGCAUUAAAAGUAUGGCUUAGAUUGGUCUUCUCUUUCCACAACAAGCUAUUAGCAUUAGCAAUGCAGAUGAGCACGAUUGCAUUUCUUCUGCACAAUAAUAGCACCUUAUUUCGCAUUUUUUGGCAUUAUUUGUGUAUAUAAAGCUGACAUGCAUUAUACGACUAUACUUCCCAUACUCGCAUAACAGUCCCAUUUGUAUAGGAAAUCCCAUAUACUAUGGGGAUGUUAUGCAGCAUAUUAGUUGGUAGAGUCCUACCUGAGUCCGUGGAUGUUUUUAAUCUAUUUUUGCGAGGUUUACGGGGUAAUUUGUCAUUGGGAGUACCUAAUGAUAUCCUGGUAAGUGCUACAAAACCUUCUAGAACUUUUUGGGUAAGAACGGAAAGACGAAUCCAAGAAAGAUGCGGUUCUAGACCAUAAUAUGAAAGUUGCCUCUUUCCCGCCUGAAAUUUGGGACUACUCUCUGACUCUUCUUCUGUUUCUUAUCUCUGGCGGUACGUCCCAAUUAGCCUAAUCCUGUCUACUCGGGUCUUUGUUCUAUGAGCAUUUUAUAUUUUUACUCAUUGAGCUUCUUUUAUAUUUGUCCAUUUGAAGGUUGGCAUGAAUAGAUGGAUCCUAUCUCUCUAAGGCAGUUUACGAAAGCGAACUGCCGUUUUACGCAUAUCUGUCCUACGGCCCAUAAGGUUUACAUAUAACAUGGGACAAAUAGGCUUAGAAGGAAAGAACAUUUUAGCGAAGCCAAAAUAUUAUUUGAGUUUGGUUCUAACUAUUUGAAGGGUACAAAUUACUCUGAUGUCACUGAUAUCUAUGAUACCCUGAAAUUUAUGGCACAAAAGAGCAACAUCUCCCGGGCAAUAGUUACAUUACGAAUUUCAAUGUUGUUUGGUGAUAUUGCCCACCUACUGAAACUUUCCGGGAAUUUGCUAUCCUCAUGUAAGUGGUCACUUGAAAUGAUUCUGAUACCUUUCUUGCUACCAACCAGAUUUAAUGAUUUUUCAAAACAAUUUCAUUAAUGAGCAUUGAGAUAAAAGGCUUCGUGACCGUGCGGUUAGUGUUACCAUACAUUUAGCCGCAUCGAUCCGUGGAGUGUGGGUUCGAUUCCUGCUUCAAGCUGGAAAUUUUUUCGUCAGAAAUGUUUUCCGACUUUGCCACUUGUUAUUGCAUGCUAGUCCGUUGUCUAGUGUAGUGCAUUCUUCAAAGGACAAUCAUCCACUGGAAGCAUUAACGUGUCGGUAUCUUUAAAAAAAAAGUGCAUUGGCCAAGUCCUAGGAUAUCCUGAGAAUCUGGUGCCCUUAGGGAAGUGGCCACUUUUAGAAUGGUUUUGUAAUCCUUCUUGCUAUACACCAAACACCAUGCUUUUGUAAAACAAGUUGAUUGGAAGACAAUGGGGAUAUGUGGCCCUUAUGAUUUUGCAAAACAAGUUCAAUAUUUUAAAACCUAAUAAAAACAUUGAGGAUUUGUAAUCAUAAUAGGUACACUUAUAUUUAUGACAGUUGGCCGGUUUAUUAAAAAAUAACAGUAAUGCCCAUGGGAUUGUUUUUUUGUGCCCUGCCCAGAACCGAGCAAAUAUCACGGUUUUUCCGGGAUUUCUUUGCUUUAUUAUCAUUAUUUAUCUUUUUUGAGUGAUUUAUCGCCCUUGGCGAGUUUGCCACUUUUUAACGGCAACGCUUUUUUGCUUUACUUACAUAAUUGUCUUAUAAUUCAUCGUAUAACACGCCCACUGACCUUUAAAAAUGUCAAAAUAUGUUCCCGAAUAAAUUAUGGUAGUUGUUUAUCAUGCGCGAUUAGUUCACUAAAAUAAUAUGAACUUAUUUAAAUAUAUGAAAUUUAAGGUUUUAGACAUGUAAAGGUGUGUGGAAAACAGUUUUAUAUGUCGAUUAUUUUCAUUCCCACUACAGUUUUAGCGUUCGCGUUCCAAACAAAUAUCUCCAUGCUUCGAUCCUUAGUCGUGGAACUUUCAGUUUCCCUCGGAAUUCUAAAUUAUUCAACUUUUUGAAAUCUCUGCUCUAUGGGUUUUGGCUUUUAUAACGCAGUUUAUUUUUUUAUGCUUUUUUCUUCCAAUCCUUACCCACUUCCUGAUAACACGCUUCAAAUAGAUGAAUGUAUUUUAAUUAUUCAUAUUUUAAAUAAAUUUAGAACGUCUUCACUGCCGUUAUUCGCAAAACUGAUCGAUGCAUAUGAACAAUUCAUACAACAUUGGACGGUUAUGCGAAUAAAGGCAGUUUAACUUCGAUUUAGUUUUAUUGCGAUUUUUCGAUUUUUUCUUUACAUAUAUUUUGACAUCUCUAAUAUUUAAAACGUUGACAAACUCAACAUUUUAUUCAAUAAUCACAAACGAUUGUGUUCAACUGUUUGAGAUAUUUUUUUUCUGUCUCAUCCCUUUCGUUUAUCUUGUUACGCAGUAGUAAAAUUAGUAAGUUUUAAGGAUGUACGUCCACACGCUUGUGAACUGAUAGAAGCAAAAAUUUCUACACCACUAAUAAAUCAGAGUUGAAGUUUUCGAUAAGUGGACGGUUUAUUAGAAUCGCUUUCCAGCGGAAAGCGGAUGAAACCGCGUGUGAAUUAUUUUUCGUUUGAUCUGUGAUUAUAGUUUUCGCUUAAUGUCUUAAGUGAAAUGAUAAUUUUAAGUCGACUUCUACACUUUAAACUAGGAAUGUACGUAGAUAAACAAGAAAAAUGACUAAUUCUCUUUAAAUAGAUAGAACAGGCAAAGUAUCCGAUACUGAAGAAAGAACGUAGUUGGGCUUGAGGAAAAAAUUUAAAUAAAAAAAAACUAAUGAGUUGGCGAAAAUAUGUCUAGCUAUGUUACAUUCGAAUUACGAGUAAUGUUCGUUAAAAGUAUCAUGAAUAGUAACAUACAUAAUACAGAAGCAUAUAGAAAAAAAACUAAAUACGAGCAAAAUAAGCACACAUUUUAAUUCUUCGUAGAUGUGUAUCUUUCCGUAAUUCUGAAUGUAGAUGUUUUGAUAGUGUAUGAUGCUGUUGUGGAUGAAUAGCAAAUCAAAAGCAAAUGAAGAGGAUUAUCCAGGGAAAAAAAUGUUUAUUAGAACACAAGUUUUGUAGUUUGGAUUUAUAUACAAUUUGUCGCAAUUCAGUUGAAAUAUUUGGAAAAUACCUAGAUUGUAUUCAAAACUGAUUGAAAUUUGACUGUGUUUUUACAGAAUUACCAGAAGCAUGAUGUAUUAACAACCUAUGGAGGGUUACAAUACUUUGACUGUUCUUAUUUUUUUUUUUUGUUAGACGCACAGAAAUCGUUAUUUGUAAUAUGAAAUUUUGAAUUGUUUUUCGUGUAAAAAAAUCUAUCAUGCAAAGGGUACAUUCUUCAUAGGAACAUAAAGGAUCUUAAAAUAUUAUACUAGAAUUAGCUUCAACGACAUUCAAUCGAAUCCACGUGCAUAAAAAAAAUCCACAACCAAGUGAGCUGAUCACAUUGAAAAGGAACUAAAAUAUUAGAUGGUCUGGAUUAAAAAAUCGUUGGGUUGAAAAAGGGAUAUUAUAACACUGUACAUAAAGUUACGAAACUAAAACAUGAUCACGUGUCUUAAAAUUUAGCAGCAGCGUCUCAAAAUAAAGUAAAAAAUAUUAGUAGCGAAAUGAUCGAUGUAUGUAAACAGCUCUCAGUUCCCAUCACCGAAAAUUUUAUACACGAUUCUUACUUUUCUUCAGAGAUAUUCAGUUUCGAACAUUUUAAUGAACUAGCAAACGCUAUUGUUAGCAUUAUUUAUUUUUCUCGUAUCGUUGUAUCGUAUAUUUUUAGCAUAACGUAUACGGAAAUGCCCUUUGUACAUCUAAUUUGUUUUCAUUUAUAUUUGAAUUGCAAGUGGCCUCCACUGUAAAAUGCGCUAAAAUUUCUUUCUCGAAACUUUGUCUCCACAUAAUAAAUAUGUAUGAUCGUUCAUUGUGAACUUUUGCGUUUAAAUUUAUCCAUUUUUGUCCGCUGUUAUAUUUUCGAUUUUUUUUUAUUUUCCCCGAAAGUCAGUUCCUCGUAUACCUCAUUUCCCUGAAUAACCCGCUAAACCACCAUUUUAAUAUUUCAAGGUGCUGAAAAAUCCUGUCAUUUGAUAUGCACUUGAUUGACGGUUAUUUCGUGAUAUACUCUUUGGCAUCGACUGUUUAGUCGAUAACGACCAAACAUCUCCUUCUUUCGAUAGAUUCCCUUUCUUUCUAGCUUACUACCCUUUGCAUAAAUACUGUUUUUAUCAUCUUUCAACCAACAUUUUAACCCAGUUGCAUUCUGGGAAACGGAAUUCAGCGAAAAGUAAUUCAAUCUGAUAUGUAUUCAAAUUAUUCCCAUGCUUUUCAAUUCAUUUCAUUGGUUUGACAUAUUUGUUUCAAAGGAGAACUUAAAUAUACCUCUGUUAGAUGAAGCUUUCAUAAAGAAACAAAUAUUAUUGUAUUACGAAAAAUCUUUGUUCAUUAGCAACACCUCUCUAACCAAGCAAUGGAAUAACGCAAACACUACCUACUCUAGUUCUGGUCUUUCCAACAAUAAGCCGAACUUUAUUACAUAGUAUAGCUUAACCUUAAUGACUAAUAACACAUCAACAAAGCAGUGAACAGAAGUCUCAAUUCAAUUUGAUUGGAUAAAUAGAUAAUACAUAAAUUACAUCUCAAGAACCCUUUGCAAAAAUCACUGUUCAAAAGACGAGACUCUUAUAAUUGUGAACACCACUUUACUUGGGAUUUGUUCAUAUUUUUGGCAUGUGCAAAAUACACUGAAACAUCGUACAUUUACACAUAAACAACAUUAUAUUUCUCCAUUGAAACUACAUACUUUCAAACUUGGUCUAGAAUUAGUUGGAAAUGAUUCACACCGUCAAAGUGAUGUGCGUUGCCAUGCGUACGCCAUUUUUUCUCUAUUCCACGCAUAGACACAAGCAAGCCGCACGCACAACCACAAGGACAGCUUAUCGGACACUUUGAUUUUGAUUUUGAACAUGCAUUCGAAAACGCAAACAAUUUACACAGACACAUAUAAAAUUUACACUUUUUUAAAAGAUAAAUUCAGAACAUAAGUAGAUUAAUUGAACCAUAAGGAAAUACAUAUUUAAAAGUUCUAUAUACAUAUAUACACAGAUAAGAAUAAAUUAUAUAUACACACAUUACACAUACACGUACAUCUAUAUAUUGAAAGAAAAACAACAACAAAAAAUAUUACAAUAUAUAUUUGAAGAUGUAAGUCUGCAAGUUUUUAACAUAACUGUAUGAAAAAAAAUAUUGAAAGAAACAUGAACUUAACCUUAACAGUAAGAAAUUAUUGAACAAAAGUAAACCGCAAACAUUGCAAACUCAAACAUGAAAACGGUUAGAAAACUGUCCUGUCCUCAAGUCGUCUGUAUGCGUAAAGUGGAGUAUCGUCAUUCGCACUAACUUGGAUCUCCUUGCGCGAUGAUAUCUCAUUGUGUUCAUUUGAAGCUUUCGAUCCAUGCUAGAUAAAACAGAAGAAAUAAGAUUAAAAAUAACAGUUACAUGUAGUGAUAUACCGACAACAUAAACCAAUCUUCGCCUAGGGUACCUCGGGGUCUCUGUGUGUGUUACAUUACGGCUUGGCACCAGAUAACUUGAGACGGUUGACCGAAAAAAAAUCUGAAAAAUAAAUAAAUUUCAACAAA